AUGGACCUAGAGGAAAUGGAAUUCUCACUUCCACUAUCUUCAGAUCCGUUACUGUACGGUAAUCACAAUACACCACCGGGGCCUUUAUUCGAGUCAACAUCGUCGCCGGAGCGCAACUGUCUUCCAAGUACCUCGUCAGAUUAUACGCUGAAGGAAAUCGACAGAUCUGUUUAUACACCGAGGAUACUUCCGGAUCCGCAGCCGCUGUACCAAAUAUAUAUGAUGGAGCAUAAUGGACAACUCGUUUGCGAAGAAGAUGAGCAAGAUGCCACUGGGCCGGCCUUUGGUAGGAAAACUAACAGCGGCGCGAAAAUGCAGCGAGCUCCUUCUACAGCAUCAACUGAUAGCGGCCGCGGAGUGGACUGCUCCACCACUGUAUCACAGCUUACAUCCAACACAUCGAUGCGACGUGAUCGUUUGGUUGCGGGCAGCCAUUUUGGAAGCCAGCGAUCUUUAUGGUGUGAACUUCCUGAGGUAAGAAAUGCAGGUUUACUGGAAAAGCUGGAUGACGACACAAAGAAGCUACAGGAGGCAUUCUUUGAGGUGAUUACCAGCGAAGCAUCAUACCUUCGUUCCUUGAAUAUCCUGAUUACUCAUUUUAUGGCAGCACCUGAAAUGCUUGGUAUGUAUUUGACAGAGAAUUCUUUCAAAACUCGUCUUUCCUGGAUUUAA
Messenger RNA from Gongylonema pulchrum, 672 nucleotides. The record is from the annotation of a GenBank genome assembly. NCBI's taxonomy places the organism in Eukaryota, Metazoa, Nematoda, Chromadorea, Rhabditida, Gongylonematidae.